AUGUUGAAUAAAGUUUUUCUUAUUGUACUUUGUGCUGUGUCGACAAUUCUCUGUGAACAGGAACCAGUCCGACGAUGUGCUCGUGCAGCUAGUUCUUGCAUUCUUGCUCCUGAAUCUACUGAAGGACCGUACUAUUGGAAUUCAACCAUUCGACGUGAUAUAACUGAAGGCAAAGGUGGUAUUCGAUUUCGUCUGGCCAUUACGGUUUUGGAUACAACGACUUGUAAACCAUUGAGUAAAGCGCUUGUUGACCUUUGGCAUUGUGAUGCAGAAGGUAUGUAUUCACAUUUCAUUGCUGCCAGUCUGGGUCAGUUCGGUGGUGCAUCCGACAAUUCCACGUUCUUCCGAGGACAACAAGUCACUGACAAUCAAGGUGUUGCCUAUUUUGAUACUAUUUAUCCCGGUUGGUAUCGCGGUCGUGCUACUCAUAUGCACGUCAAAGUACACGUUGGUAGUGCUUUGACAACCGUUGGUGGAGCAGUCUAUGCUAAAGGUGGACAUGUUUCGUUCACCGGUCAAAUAUAUUUUGAUGAUACUCUGACGGAUCAGGUUGCUAAACUUUCACCUUAUACAUCCCAUACAAUACGUCGAACGCGAAAUGAUGAAGACGGAAUUUUCCGUGGUGCAAAGGGAUCAACAACGAUUGUACCUGUUCAAUUUGUAAGUUCGAAUAAUUUCGGUGGUGGAGUCAAAGGUGCUAUUACACUUGGUAUCAAUCCUAGUGCUGUAUCAACUGAAUCAGGAAGACCAGGCGGCCCGGGUGGACCAGGUGGUCCACGACCACCGCGUCCAACAGCCUCUUCAAUUCACGUCACAUUACUUACAUAUGAUACGAAACAGAAGAUGUUCAAUCGAAUAAGAUCGACAGCAUUUUUUCGUGACGGUCAACGUCACUCGAGACCCGUUCGUCACUUCUUCCGCAAAUUUAUGAACGAUUGGUCGCUGGACUUUGCUGGAAUGUUAGCUUACAACCUCAUGAUUGCACUUCUUCCCAUCGCUGUUGCUCUAUUUGGUAUCUUAGGCUUGGUUUUGAAAAAUUAUCCUGAUGCUCAACAGGAUGUUAAAAAUAAAAUUAUCAAUUCUUUUACCACAGAUAAUACAACACGAGCUGGAAUUGAACAAGUUGUCGAUCUUGCUUUUAAUCAAUUAUCUAAUGAUGCUGGUUUGAUCUUAGCUAUUGGUAUUAUUUUUGCAUUAUUUGGAUCUUCCCGAUUAUUUGUCACUAUUGAUCAAUGUAUGACGAUUAUCUAUCGUUUACCUGAACGCGCGUUACUCCGACAGAAUCUUCUAGCGUUUGGAAUGCUAUUUCUUUUUAUUACGAUUAUUCCUAUUAUGUUGAUCAUUAGUUCAGCUCCGUCGGCUUUGCUAAAAAUUAUUCCAGGUGGAGGUGGUCGAUUUGGAACAUUUCUAGGUGGAAUGAUAUUUUCAUCACUAGCUGCAUUCAUUUUUUUCGAAGCUAUUUAUUGGCUUGUACCAAACAAGAAGAUGUCAUUUAAAAUUACUUGGUGUGGAGCAUUAGUUGCUGCUUGUGCACUGGAAAUAUUCAUUAUACUAUUUCCAUUAUAUGUAACACAAUUCAUGGAUAACUAUGCUGGACAAAUUGGUUUUGCAGUGAUUCUUCUUCUUUUCUUCUAUUACUUCGCAACAAUUCUCAUCUUAGGUGCUCAAGUCAAUGCUUACUUCUUCGAACAUUACCAACCGUUAUCUUCAGGCUUAGGAACGUACAUCAGCCAAAUGCACGAUGAACAUGGUGUUGGUGAUCCACAUCGACCACUCUGUGAAACCGAAAGCGAUAUUCAACAACAACCAUUUCCGCCGACGACAUCAACGACUGAAAAUCAAUCAGAACGAAGCAAUGUUUGGCUAAAUAAACUUUGGCCAUCGAGAAUUGCCGUGUCAACAGGAUCCGAAAUUGGCAGAAAUGAUAAUGCAUGA
This is a messenger RNA of Adineta ricciae, 1935 nucleotides long. Lineage: Eukaryota; Metazoa; Rotifera; Eurotatoria; Adinetida; Adinetidae. The record is from the annotation of a GenBank genome assembly.